AUGGCGGCCAAGUCGGACGGGGUGCUGAAGAUGAAGAAGAGCGACGUGGCCUUCACCCCCCUGCAGAACUCGGAGCACUCAGGCUCGGUGCAGGGGCUCCACCCGGGCGGCCAGCCCGACUCUGCGGGCACCGGGGACGGUGACUUUGCUAACGGGGAGUCGCGGUGCUGCGGCGGCGGAGGCUCCAACUCGACGUGCCUUCGGCUGGGCAGGGAGCAGCAGAAGUACACGGUGUGGGACGGCUUGUGGAUCGUGGCGGCCGUGGCCGUGUAUCUGGCAGAUGUGGGCACCGACGUGUGGCUGUCGGUGGACUACUUCCUCCGCCGCGACUACUGGUGGUUCGGCCUGACGCUGUUCUUCGUGGUGCUGGGCUCCUUCUCGGUGCAGCUCUUUAGCUUCAGAUGGUUCGUGCACGACUUCAGCACCGAGGACAGCGCCGACUCGUCCGCCGACUGCUCCCACAUGGACGGGAACAAGCUGCUGAGCGGCUCGGCCUCGCACGGAGACGUUACCGCGCAGCAUCACCCCGCCACGCCGCAGAGGCAGGCGUCGACCGCGAGCAGGAACACCACCACCAACAGCACCAACAGCACCGCGCUGGGCAACAGCAGCAAGAGACGGCCAGCCUACUACUCGUUCUGCGUCUGGUUCGGCCAAUCCGUUAUCCACAUCCUUCAGCUGGGCCAGAUAUGGAGAUACUUCCAUACCAUCUACCUGGGGGUCCGGAGUCGUCAGAGUGCUGAGACGGAGCGUUGGCGCUACUACUGGAGAAUGGUCUAUCAGUUUGCAGAUGUGAGCAUGUUACAUCUACUGGCCACCUUUCUGGAGAGCGCUCCACAGCUGGUGCUGCAGCUGUGCAUCAUCAUCCAGACACACAAGCUCCAGGCUGUGCAAGGUAUGACAGCAGCAGCCUCUCUCGUCUCUCUGGCCUGGGCUCUGGCCUCCUACCAGAAGGCCCUGCGAGAAUCUCGGGAUGACAAGAAGCCCAUCAGCUACCUGGCUGUCAUCAUUCAGUUCUGCUGGCACUUCUUCACCAUAGCAGCCAGAGUCAUCACUUUUGCACUGUUUGCCUCUGUGUUCCAACUCUACUUUGGCAUCUUUAUUGUUCUGCACUGGUGCAUCAUGACCUUCUGGAUUGUCCACUGUGAGACAGACUUCUGCAUCAGCAAGUGGGAGGAGAUUGUGUUUGACAUGGUGGUGGGCAUCAUCUACAUCUUUUCCUGGUUCAACGUCAAGGAGGGACGAACAAGGUGUCGGCUUUUCAUCUACUACCUGGUGAUCCUGGUGGAGAACGCUGCUCUCAGUGCGUUGUGGUAUCUCUACCGGUUACCUCACACCACUGACGCCUUUGCGGUGCCGGCCCUCUGUGUCAUCUACAGCAGUUUCCUUACUGGGGUGGUGUUCAUGCUCAUGUACUAUGCCUUUUUCCAUCCCAAUGGACCCCGCUUUGGACGUUCACCAAGCGGCCAGGGCCUGGACCUAGAUCCCACCGCUCAGUUCUCUACGCUACCGUCUGAAGGGGCCACCAACUCACUGCGCUCCAACCGAGGUGCCGUCACAACCCUGGAGCGUGACAUGGGAAAGUAUUCUGAGCGGGAUGGCUGCAUGCCGGUGUUUCAGGUCCGACCCACAGUGCCAUCUACACCAUCCUCUCGUGCUCCACGCCUUGAAGAGACCGUCAUUAAGAUUGACCUUUGUAGGAACCGCUACCCUGCCUGGGAGCGUCACGUCCUUGACCGCAGUAUACGCAAAGCUAUCCUGGCCAUAGACUGCUCCCUGACUCCUCCACGGCUGCAGUACAAAGAUGACGCUCUGGUGCAAGAACGGUUGGAAUAUGAGACCACGUUAUAGGUCUGCCCUGCUCUCAGGACCCACACAGGGAUGCAGUGUCAGAGGGUUAUC
Stegastes partitus (bicolor damselfish) is the source of this 1902-nucleotide messenger RNA. It is a transcript of the gene xkr4, whose product is annotated as XK related 4. Gene Ontology annotation, biological process: apoptotic process involved in development; phosphatidylserine exposure on apoptotic cell surface; engulfment of apoptotic cell. The coding region runs from base 1 to 1851 and encodes 616 amino acids. The record is from RefSeq and is a predicted model, not a curated record. Lineage: Eukaryota; Metazoa; Chordata; Actinopteri; Pomacentridae. Gene Ontology annotation, cellular component: plasma membrane. The transcript has 4 exons.